AGUUCAUUUAGUAAUAAAAGCUCGAGGAAGAAGCUAGUAGAGCAAGUUGUGGCGAGUUUAACAAUUGCAUUUAUUAUAUUAUUCAGUGACAAAACAAACCACCAUGCUGGCUAUCUUGUUCGCAUUAUUCAUUGCCUGUCAGCUGUUGACCCCUACUGUCGCAGCGAUAACGGAGAGAAGUAAAGACAAAAGUAGAUGCGAUGAUGCGAUUAUGUUUGUUGAACCGAUCGAAGUGGUAAAAACUAAUGACCAUGAUAAAGAUGUUCCCCUGUCAUGUAAAGGACAGACAUAUUGUACGAUCAAAACAGAGGAUUAUCCAGAAAAGAAAUUCAAUGAAAUGUUAAAAGGACGUAAGGUUUUCCGGCAACCACAGUUAUUAUUGAAUCCUCUUCAAAAUAAACAAGGAGAUCCAAAUGAUAAGAACGAUUGUGAAAGCGAGAUAAGCUAUGAACCAUUAUAUAAAGUUAGGGAAGGAAUCGAUAAGCCGUGGCGCUAUGUAGUCCAGUCUUCAGAGCACGAUUAUAUCCAAAAAGUGCGCCUAGAGAGAUGUCUUAACCCAAAUGGUUCCUGUUUUACCCAAUUUUCAUCUUUUUUGGGCUACGGGACUUACUGCAAACAAGAAAAUAGUUAUUGGGAAGUGUUAGUCUCCAAAGGUGAAAAUGAAACAGAGGUCAUUAAAGCAGAGCUACCAGUUUGUUGCUCUUGUUAUUACUCAAAAAACCGUUAAAUUGAAAUCAGAAUUACAAAAAAAAAUAUCAAAUGUGACAAGGCAAUAAUACUUUUAAAAACAAACAAAUUCAUGCUAUCCCCAAGUGAUAUUAUUUUUUUAAGUAAUUUAUUUUAGUAUUAAGUGUUUUGAAGGCUUCUAAAUGUAUUAAAAAAAAAGAUGUUUUAUUCUUGACCAUGUGCUGAGAGUAAAGUUAUUAAAAACAAAAGGACUAA
This is a messenger RNA of Danaus plexippus (monarch butterfly), 942 nucleotides long. RefSeq lists its product as uncharacterized. The transcript is spliced from 6 exons. Bases 104 to 727 code for a protein of 207 amino acids. The record is from RefSeq and is a predicted model, not a curated record. Gene Ontology annotation, biological process: regulation of Toll signaling pathway; innate immune response; central nervous system formation. Gene Ontology annotation, molecular function: Toll binding; growth factor activity. Gene Ontology annotation, cellular component: extracellular region. NCBI's taxonomy places the organism in Eukaryota, Metazoa, Arthropoda, Insecta, Lepidoptera, Nymphalidae.